AUGGCACUUGCUCAAUUCUUGCAACUUGAGAGAUUAAGGGUAAGCUUGGAGGAGUAUGUAAAGAAAAUAAAGUACCACGAAGCAAAGCUGCGUAGUUGUUACGAAGAAAGCACAAAGUUUAACAGUGAUGAAUUCGUAAGAAUCAUUCUUGUGGAUGCCGCCUUCAUCAUUGAACUCUUAUUGAGAUGUUGCCGUCAACAUUUCAAUAUCAUUGGAUUGGAAAAUGACGAAAAUGACCGCAUAUUAAACAAACCAUGGUUGAUACAUUAUAUAGCGCCUGACAUGCAAUUGCUUGAAAAUCAACUGCCAUUUUUCAUUCUUGAAGAUCUUUUUGACCCUGACAUAAUUACAGUCUCUUCUAACAGUAAGAAGCUUUCAAUGAUUAAUCUCUCUUACGAGUUCUUGACAAUGACACUGGAAUUAGAGGGGGCAGAAGACAGUUUGCAGAGGAUUUCUUCUUCUAGUAGUAAUCCUAAAGUUGAACAUUUUCUUGAUUUUAUAAGAACUUUACAUCUUCCAAUAUUGGAGGAAUCAGAUCAAAGUAAUGAAGGGCCAAGCAACAGUAUUAUGACUACACCCUGCAUUACAAAACUACACCAGGCCGGGGUCAAGUUUAAGUUGGGAUCAAGCAGAAACUUAUUCGAUAUACGAUUCAACGAUGGGAUUCUAGAAAUUCCAAAAUUAAUAAUACACGAUUACACGGAGCUCACACUCCGUAACCUCCUUGCCUUUGAACAGUGCCAUUGCGAAAAGAUUUACGUAAGUGAUUAUGUUUCACUCAUGGAUGACUUUGUGAACACUGAAAAGGAUGUGGAGUUUCUUCUGAAGGAUGGGAUUGUCGAAAAUAUGCUUGGUGACGACAAUGAGGUGUGCACUCUGAUUAACAACCUUGGAAGAGGAAUUGCUGUGGAUCGUGAAAGCUUCUACUUUGCUACUCUUUCUGAGCGCCUCAAUAGCUACUGCAGAAAGCCUUGGAACAAAUGGAAGGCAAAUUUGAAGCAACAUUAUUUCAAUACACCUUGGGCAACUAUUUCUGUCAUUGCAGCUGUUUUAAAGAACCAGCUGUUUCAAUACAAAUGGAAGAAGGCAUAUAGUGAGAUUGAUCUUGCUUCUGUUGUAGCAUUUCUCUAA
Molecule: messenger RNA, 1131 nt
Organism: Prunus avium (sweet cherry)
Lineage: Eukaryota; Viridiplantae; Streptophyta; Magnoliopsida; Rosales; Rosaceae
Source: RefSeq, a predicted model, not a curated record